AAUAAGAUUAGUAAUUAAAAAGCUUGAUAGGAAUUGGCAAGUGUGCCUCCACCUUUCCCUCCCCUCUGAGCCGGGUUGGCGUGGAGUCCGCGGCGGGGCUGGCAGAGCACCUGCAGGAGCGACGGCAGGACGGCACUGCCGAAGUCUCUGCCCGCCAGCAGGAAAUGGAGAAAUCCCGGCCGCUAUGGGACAACCCCUUGCAGUUUGUUUUCGCCUGCAUUUCUUACGCCGUGGGGCUGGGAAAUGUGUGGAGGUUUCCAUAUUUAUGCCAGAUGUAUGGAGGAGGUGGCUUUUUGAUCCCAUAUUUCAUCAUGCUGAUUGUGGAGGGGAUGCCACUGCUCUACCUGGAGCUGGCAGUGGGGCAGCGCAUGCGCCAGGGAAGCAUUGGUGCCUGGAAAAUAAUAAGCCCCUACCUCUGUGGGGUUGGGGUUGCCAGCGUGGUCGUCUCCUUCUUCCUCUCCAUGUACUACAACGUGAUCAAUGCCUGGGCCUUCUGGUACCUCUUCCACUCCUUCCAGGACCCACUGCCAUGGGCCACCUGCCCCCUGAACAGCAACCGCACGGGGUAUGAGGAGGAGUGUGAGAAGACGUCGUCCACCCAGUACUUCUGGUACCGGCAGACCCUGAACAUCUCUCCCUCGCUGGAGGCCAGCGGGGCCGUGCAGUGGGAGCAGGCACUGUGCCUGAUGCUGGCCUGGCUGGUGGUUUACCUCUGCAUCCUCCGCGGCACUGAGUCCACCGGCAAGGUCGUCUAUGUCACGGCCUCCUUGCCGUACUGCGUUCUCAUCAUAUACCUCAUCAGGGGAUUAACACUUCAUGGUGCUGUCAACGGGCUUAUUUACAUGUUUACACCAAAGCUGGAGCAGCUGUCGAACCCCAAAACAUGGAUCAGUGCUGCCACGCAGAUCUUCUUCUCACUGGGCCUGGGCUUCGGCAGCCUCAUCGCCUUUGCCAGCUACAAUGAGCCGAGCAACAACUGUGAGCGCCAUGCCAUCAUUGUCUCCCUCAUCAACAGCACCACGUCCAUAUUUGCCAGCAUCGUGACUUUCUCCAUCUAUGGCUUCAAGGCGACGUUUAACUAUGAAAGCUGUAUAAACAAGGUGAUUCUGCUGCUGCUGAAUGCUUUUGACCUGGAGGAAGGCUCCUUGACAGCAGACAACCUCAACGAGAUGAAAGACUACCUCAUGGCCACCCACCCGCAGGAAUAUGCCCAGUUAUUGCCACAGCUUAAAAAUUGCAGCUUGGAAGCUGAGUUAGACACGGCUGUCCAGGGAACAGGGUUAGCAUUUAUUGUCUAUUCUGAAGCAAUCAAAAACAUGGAAGUGUCUCAGCUGUACUCCGUGCUCUACUUUGUCAUGCUUCUGAUGCUGGGCAUCGGCAGCAUGCUGGGAAACACCGCCGCCAUCCUCACGCCCCUGACCGACAGCAAGGCCAUCGCCACCCGCUUCCCCAAGGAGGUCAUCUCGGGUGUCGUGUGUUUCAUUAACUGUGUCAUUGGCCUGAUAUUCACCAUGGAGGCCGGCAAUUACUGGUUUGACAUCUUCAACGACUACGCAGCCACCCUCUCGCUGCUGCUCAUCGUGCUGGUGGAAACCAUUGCUGUGUGUUACAUCUACGGGCUGAGAAGAUUUGAGAAAGAUCUUCACACGAUGAUUGGACGCAAGCCCAACUGGUAUUGGAAAAUUAUGUGGGCUUUUGCUAGUCCUUUGCUAAUUAUAAGCCUAUUUAUAUUUUACCUCACUGACUAUAUCCUCACGGGAACACUUCAAUACCAAGCAUGGGAUGCCACACAGGGGCAGCUGGUGACAAGAGACUACCCUGGCUACGCCCUGGCGGUGAUAGGGCUGCUGGUGGCAUCGUCCACCAUGUGCAUACCCCUGGGGGCACUUGUCACUUUUGUACGGAAGAGGCUGAAGAGGGAAAGAGACUCAACUGUCGCAUGAACGCCAACGGCUGGAUUUGGGAGGACCUCACCCGCCUCACCAGCGCCGGGGCGCUUCUGGAAGACAGCAGCAAGCAUUAUCUGUAGCAGCUACUUAGAGAUUUGAGAACCUUGGGUGCUAUAUUUACCAAACAGUGCUCCCGGGAGGUCCCACAACGGUUCAGAAAACAAGCUCUUCUCUAACAGGAUGAAGAUUUAACAUGGCCUCUGAAAGAGGGGAAAGAGCAGACCAGCAGCUCACAACAUGUUAACUAGCAGGAAUUAACCAGCAGUUAAGUACCUUAGGCAAUUCCCUUCCUCUCUGCUCUAGCACUGCCUAUCUGGAAACAUGAGCAACCAGCUAAGCAUGUUCCCAAACCAAAGUACUGGCAAAUAUCCUUACUGGUCCA
Oxyura jamaicensis (ruddy duck) is the source of this 2331-nucleotide messenger RNA. It is a transcript of the gene SLC6A20, whose product is annotated as solute carrier family 6 member 20. The coding region runs from base 165 to 1943 and encodes 592 amino acids. Lineage: Eukaryota; Metazoa; Chordata; Aves; Anseriformes; Anatidae. Gene Ontology annotation, biological process: sodium ion transmembrane transport. Gene Ontology annotation, cellular component: plasma membrane. The transcript has 11 exons. Gene Ontology annotation, molecular function: L-proline transmembrane transporter activity. The record is from RefSeq and is a predicted model, not a curated record.